Molecule: messenger RNA, 2604 nt
Organism: Lycium barbarum (goji berry)
Lineage: Eukaryota; Viridiplantae; Streptophyta; Magnoliopsida; Solanales; Solanaceae
Product: BEL1-like homeodomain protein 4
Exons: 7
Coding region: 343-2352 (669 amino acids)
Biological process (GO): regulation of transcription by RNA polymerase II
Molecular function (GO): RNA polymerase II cis-regulatory region sequence-specific DNA binding; DNA-binding transcription factor activity, RNA polymerase II-specific
Source: RefSeq, a predicted model, not a curated record
GAUAGUGAAGAGGAAGAGAGAAGGCGACCCAUUCUCUUCUCCUGUCUUUGUUUCUUAAGUAUUUCAUUUCAUUGAAAAAACAAUCAGUACUACUACUUGUUUUUUAUGAAAAGAGAUUUCUGUCUUGUUCAGAGAAACGAUUGUUCCUGAAAUUCUACUGAUGCCCUUGUAUCUUUUAAGGCUUCAAGACAAGAAAUUGUCAUAGAUGAGAUACCAUAUGGAAGGACACAAAUUGUUUAAUCUAUAGCCAAAAUUUACAACCUUAGUACUUUCAAAAACUUUCUCAAAUUUCAGCAUAAAAAGAGUCUUGUGUGUUGAAGAAGAAAAAGGAAAAUUAAUUCCAUGUCACAAAGCUUUCAUCACCACCAAGGAUUCUACAAUUUCUCAAAUAUUUAUGAGAGAUCUGCCACGACGAAGCAUGAAGACAUGUUACGAGUACAAGGCUUUGAGCAACAACAAGUGGAAGUAGCGGCAGUUGAGCCGCCGUCAGGGGGCACGGUUUAUGACGGAGGAGGGAUGUUGACGGAGAUUAUCAGCUAUCCAUGGCGGAAAGCAACCACGGAGAUAUUGGAUGAUCAGAUCCAAUCGAGUAAUUAUCGAUCGUGGCAACAAAAAGAGCAACAGCAACAGCAUCAGCAUCAGCAGCAACAACUUCUUCCACCAUCAAUAAUAAACGAUGCUGAGCUUCCCCUAAUGAAUCCUCAUAUAAAACCGUCAUCUCCACCUCGCUCUUCAUCUUCACUUCACAUGUUACUUCCCAACUCAGUGGAGACCAACAACCUUCUUCAUCAUCAAGGAUUUCACUUGCUUAAUCCAGCAACCGUGGAACCUCCGUCUCAGUUCACAUGGGUUCCAGGUAGCAGCAGCGGAGAAGAAAAUUCCACAAGAAUUGGGAGGGUUGUGGAUGGUCAAGGUCUUUCUUUAUCACUUUCUAGGAAUUUCGAAGCAGCUGCCAAAUUGGAGGAUUUGAGAAUCGGAAAUGGAGGAAUUUACUUGCACAAUAAUCAAGGACUAUUAGGUCCAAUUAAUAACAACAACAACAACCAUCAUCAACUGUUACAUUCAGGAGUAAUUAUGGAUCAUCGUACUACUCCUCAAACCAGUGCUCAUCAUCAAGUUCAUGUCGGAUAUGCAGCAGCAGCAUCGCCAAGAAUAACAAAUGCUCUCAGAAAUUCACGGUAUGUCAAAGCUGCACAAGAGCUACUGGAAGAAUUUUGCUGCGUGGGUAGGGGAAAUUUCAAGAACCAAAGAGUCAAGAAAUACGACGAUGAAAACCCUAAUUCCAACUCGGAGGGUGAAGAUCAUCGUGGUCCUUCGAAAGAUAAUCAUCCUCCAUUGUCAGCUGCUGAAAGAUCUGAUUAUCAAAGGAGGAAAAUCAAAUUGUUAUCUAUGCUUGAUGAGGCAUAUGCGAGAUACAGCCGUUACUGUGAGCAAAUGCAAGCUAUGGUGAACUCAUUCGAUUCAGUGAUUGGGUACGGUGCAGCUGCACCGUACACUGCGUUAGCCCAAAAGGCAAUGUCUAGGCAUUUCAGGUGCAUAAAGGAUGCGAUAGUAGCGCAAUUGAAGCAGACCUGUAAGUACCUCGGAGAGAAAGAUGUCACGGGUACAAGUGGGUUGACAAAGGGGGAAACGCCGAGGUUGAAAAUGUUAGAUCAAAGGUUGAGGCAGCAAAAAGCAUUGCAUCAAAUGGGGAUGUUGGAUUCUGAUGCUUGGAGGCCACAAAGGGGUUUGCCUGAGAGAUCUGUUAAUGUUUUAAGGGCAUGGCUUUUUGAGCAUUUCCUUCACCCGUAUCCAAGUGAAGCAGACAAGCAUUUGUUGUCCCGGCAGACUGGUUUAUCCAAAAAUCAGGUAUCAAAUUGGUUCAUAAAUGCUAGGGUUCGGUUGUGGAAACCCAUGGUGGAAGAGAUGUACCAACAAGAAACAAAAGAAGAGGAAACAGAUCAAGAAGAAGAUCAAGAGCAGCAAGAAAAACAAGCACAAACUCCUAUGCACGACAAGAAUAGCAACAUGGCCAUAUCGUCAAUAACAAUGCCAGUAUCCUCAGUAAGAUCCGAAUUUAAUGCUAAUGAUAGAGACCCUUCAAAAAACAUCAUCAAUUAUAGGCAGUACGCCUUGGGAAACCAACUAGUAAUGCUCCAAUCAGAUGACACCGCCUCCGCGUCCUCCACCGCGAACCGCUACUUCACAGCAGAGGAAGCGGCGGAUUUGGUGGCUAAUUCAAAUGCGGCCAAGACGGCCGCAUUUGGGUCUCAGCAAGCUGGAGAUGUGUCACUCACAUUGGGACUAAGGCACUCGGAAAAUGUACCAAGGAAGGCGACUCAGUUCCAGUUAAGAGACUUUGAUGCUUAUUAAUUAUUAUCAUAUCAACAAUUUUAAAGAGUAGAAAUAAGUAAAGGGAAAAGUGAUGUAUGAAUUUACUUGUUAUAUAUAAGGUUGGAGCUAGUACUUGGAUAUCAAUUGUAUAAAUGGGGAAUUUGUAAUCGUAUUUUGGUGAAUUUGAUGAUACGUAGGUUAUGUAAAAAAAGAAAAAAGAAAAAAAAAAAAGACGUGAUGCGGAUUAUUUAUGGAAACGUAGUGAGUUGAGUGUUAUAUUUGCUAUUCCAA